AUCACAAGACUGCUGCGUCUUUUCAACGCAGUCCAACUUGGCACAGGGAGUCAUUCUGAUGUUUGACUCGGCUUUGGUCACAUAGUACAACAAGAUGGUCACAACAAGAUUGCUGAAAAUGUAUAAACUGGAAUAUACAGGAGCUAUUGCUUUUCUCUUCAUUUCGACAUUCACAUGUUCUUUCGCUGUCGAACCCUUGAAAACUCGUCUGGUCGGUGGGAGCGGAUCUCACGAGGGCCGGGUCGAAGUCCUCUACGACGGAGCCUGGGGUACGGUCUGCGACGACGGAUGGGACAGCGCCGAUGCCGACGUGGUGUGCCGAAGUUUAGGGUUCGCACGUGCCUCGACAUAUAACCACAGGGCCGCAUUCGGUCAGGGAUCGGGGAACAUCGUACUCUCUGAAGUCCACUGCAGCAGUGCGGAUACCAACCUAGCCUAUUGCACGCACAGUGGGUACCUGACGCACACCUGUACGCACCUUGAAGAUGCAGGGGUUGUCUGCGUAGGAGCGGACCCACUUCCUACCCGUCUAGUGGGCGGCAGCGGACCCCACGAGGGCCGCGUCGAGGUCUUUUACGAUUCUGCUUGGGGCACCGUGUGCGAUGACGGCUGGGACAUCAAUGACGCCCAUGUCGUGUGUCGCACCAUGGGUUAUGCACGCGCCUCGGCUCACAACCUGAGUGCAGCUUUCGGACAGGGGACCGGUGAGAUUAUUCUGGAUGAUGUGUUUUGCAUUGGAACAGAACCAAACCUCGCUUUUUGCCAGUAUAAUGACGAUGGUUACAAAGCUCAUAAUUGCGAACAUGACGAGGAUGCUGGUGUCAUAUGUGAAGGACUCGUGUCGGUUCGUUUACAAGAUGGAAAUAGCAACCGAGAGGGAAGAGUGGAGGUCCUCUACAACGGCCACUGGGGCACCGUAUGCGACGACGAGUUUGAUUUCAACGACGCCCACGUCGUGUGUAGGAUGCUUGGCUUCUCACAUGCGGAAUCCUUUUCCCUCAAAUUCGGCGCGGGAACCGGUGAGAUCGUGGUGGAUGACCUGACUUGUGAUGGUACAGAGGGGAGGAUCCAGGAUUGUCGUAAAAAGCAGCUAGGGACACACAACUGCAAUCACGAUGAAGACAUAGGAGUCACGUGUGCUGAACUACCUGUGCGUCUAGUCGGUUCAUCAAGUCCUAACGAGGGUCGUGUCCAGCUCUAUCACGAGGGCUCCUGGGGAACAAUCUGCGACGACCAGUGGGACAUGGAGGACGCCACGGUCGUAUGCCGCAUGCUUGGGUAUCCUACCGCGACUGAAGCACUUUAUGGUGCUCCGUUCCCGGUAAGGGGUGAUGUACCUCUUGGUGAUGUUCUUGUGGAUCAAGUUCAGUGUAACGGCGAUGAGACACACAUCAGCAAGUGUGGCCACAGAGGGUUUCGUCAAGUCAGUUGUGACCACACUGAAGAUGCAGGAGUGAUCUGCGGCGGAAAAAGGGAUUUCGGUGCUCGCCUAGCAGACGGGCCCGAUGCCGCCCAGGGGCGGGUAGAAUUGUUCUACUUCGGGGCAUGGGGCACAGCUUGCCAUCUGGAAUGGACCUCGGCUGAUUCUCUGGUUCUGUGCAAGAUGCUGGGCUAUCCGGGUGUGUUGGACACGGCUUAUUUCUCUUCGUACGGUCCUGGUAGCGGGGACGUGCUCCUAAGGCAGCCUAGGUGUUCGGGUAAAGAAUCGAGUCUUGCGGACUGUAACCCGGCUUAUCCGCUUGGCAUCACAGGAUGUAACCAUUCAACGGAAGUAGGGGUCACCUGCUUGAGACCGAACGAUCUCCAAGUACGUUUGGUUGGAUCGCAGUCCAGCAAUGAAGGUCGGGUCGAGGUAAACUUCGAGGGUUCCUGGGGAACAGUUUGCGAUGACCACUUUGAUCUGAACGACGCCAACGUUGUCUGUAGAAUGCUGGGGUACCAGCGGGCCUCCAACUACUCCUGCUGCGGCGCCUUUGGGGAGGGGUUCGGCGCCAUUGCUCUGGAUGAAGUCGAUUGUAAGGGUACUGAAUCCAACCUCGGCCACUGUAUGAAGAAUGUCCUAGGUGUGCAUGAUUGUACCCAUCUGGAAGACGUUGGUGUUACUUGUACCGGGCAGGACCCGAACGCGUUGGAGAAUCGGUCAUCAUGGAAAACUCCACUUUCUCUUACUUUGACUUAUGGUUUGAUUGGAGGUCUCGGUGUCCUGUUGCUCAUCAUCUUUGCAGUAUGUUGCUAUUUGGUCAGCAAGAUGAACGCUUACAGGUACAGAUCCUUACGACUCCCUCAACGGCGCCCGCCAAGGCGUCACGUGUACACAACCAACCAAUACGGGAGCUACGCGCAACCAGCCAAGGCAUCUGGAGGGUUGUAUCCGAGUCUUCCCACCGCAAAAGAUGCAUCUGUCAAAGUGCCUAUCAAGGGGUCUGCCAACGGGGCUGCCAAGGGGCCUGCCAGGGGGUCCCAGAAGGGAAAACCAGAGAGCAAGGGGAUCAUGAAGCCAAAGGAGAAACCUGAAAAACCGUCAGUUUCUGUAGUUGUGGCUGGCGACUCCAAGAAAGGGAUGCUGACUUCUCUGAUGGAGAAGCUGAAUUUAAGUCGCUAGUGAAAGAAACCUUAAAUAGAAUGGAUGAAGAAUGGUAAAAACUGUUUAGGUUUUGCCAUGAUAUCAAAAUAUUUGAUGUAUUGAUGUACACUCAAAUUAAUGAUUUAUGCACUCUGCAACGUUCUUUUGUCUGGAUAAUGCAUACAUUGUUUGUUUGCCUUUUUUGGGUUGUUUUUUCAUUCAAUAUAUUCGGAUUGAAAUUUGCAUAUGUAGAAGUAAAAAAAAUAUCAAAAUAUAUUCUCGACUAACGUGUCUUAAACACAGGAAUCCGGGCAUUAAUUAUAGCCGGAAAGACUUUGGAUAUUGUAGUUUAUUCUCCUUAUAAAAAAGAGGUGUUAAAGAUAUAAUUUUAUCAUUAAGAAUAAUCAGAUAAUAAUAGCCUAUGAGAUUUUCUGUAGUCAUAGCUGAUUAUUCGAAUAAAGAAGUGCUGACUUUCAAAGAAAUAAAAGCUUAGUUGCCAGUAGUAGAGACGUAUGAAGAAAGCAUAGUAGAAUAGCAAUAGCUGUUUAGGCUAAUUAGCAAUAAUUAUUUCAAAGGAUUCAUGAUUUAGUUUAGUAUAUAUAUAAUACACUGUAAUUAAAUGUAAUUAUGUAGUUGUACUGUUUGAAAUACUUUUUUUUUCUCUGCGUACAGAGUAGUCGGAUUACAAUUUGUGUAUGUAAAACUUGUAAUAUGAUAACUAAAAUAUUGACCAUCCCGUUCCAGGUCACGUCUCUGUCUUAAUCAUUUAAUGUUCUAUUUUUCUUCGCAGGCCCUUAAAAAGCAAUUAAAUCAAUAGAUGUUUAUUAAUUCACUUAAAAUUUGUUCCUUGCAACACAUUGAUUGUUUUCUUAUUCACCCGGAUAUUUCUGAAAAUCAAUCGCCUUCGACAGAGGGGCGUCUUGAAUAUGUUAAGGAUGUGAUCGGUGUGGGCUUUAAGUGGGCAAGUAGCGUUCUAACAGUGCACCUCUUCUU
This is a messenger RNA of Strongylocentrotus purpuratus (purple sea urchin), 3556 nucleotides long. Its product is annotated as deleted in malignant brain tumors 1 protein. Gene Ontology annotation, cellular component: membrane. The record is from RefSeq and is a predicted model, not a curated record. The transcript has 10 exons. Lineage: Eukaryota; Metazoa; Echinodermata; Echinoidea; Camarodonta; Strongylocentrotidae. Bases 95 to 2602 code for a protein of 835 amino acids.